CGCCUGCGCGCGGCGGCGCUUCCGUCGCGGCCCGAGGGCGAUCGAGGCGGGAGCCGGGCCCAGCCGCGCCGAGCCCAGCCCAGCCUGGCCCAGGACAGCCCGGCCCAUCCGCACCGACGACGCCAUGGCCAGCUCCCCCGUGUCCCGUGUGGUGUACAACGGCAAGCGGAGCAGCGGCCCGCGCUCUCCCGGCGCCGGCAGCGAGAUCUUCACCCCGGCCCACGAGGAGAACGUGCGCUUCAUCUACGAGGCCUGGCAGUGCGUGGAGCGUGACCUGCGCAGCCAGAUGGGCUCCGAGCGCAGUUUGGUCGAGGAGUACGUGGAGAAGAUGCCAAACCCGAGCCUGAAAGCGUUUAAACCUGUCGACCUGGGUGAUCUGAAGAGGAGGAAUACACAGGAUGCAAAGAAGUCCUAAGAUGAGUCUUGCUUGUGGAUUGGCCGGUCUCUUAAGGUCCUCAAGCAGAUAUAAUUUGAAAUUUUUGUGUUGAUUUCCUCCUCUGGUCUGUACUCCCCAAUGCCCGCAGGAGAGCCAGUCAGCUUUGGGGCUGGCUCUGAAGCUUCCUGAAAUCAGAGAUACUCAGGGGCUCACUGAGGGUGCCCAGAACCUGUGCAAAGAAUUCCAGCCCCCCACUCACACCUUCCUCUGGCCUCAGGCUGUCCUUCCCCACUGUGGCCUGGGCUCCCAGAUCUCCCGCUCUCCUCCACCUCCACCCCUGGUGUGUUGGGUGUGUGGACUCUCUGGUGUACAGCAGAGUGGAACUGGGGGGCUCUCUGCUCCCUCCUGUGCACCAAGGAUCUUCUGGGGCGGGCAGGGGAAAGGAGAGCUGGUUCUGUCCUUGUACUCAGGAGGGACAGUGAGACCCCCCAGCCCAGCUGGGGUGGGUCCCCCCGCAGGGAGCAGCUGGGGGGGUGAGCUUGUCCCUGGAUCUGUGUCCAAGCCAGACCCUCCUGGUGCUUGGGCUGGGCCCUGUGCCGCUGGAGACAGAGAUAUUCCUCUCUCCCUGCAGCUGGGGGAAGUGGGGUGUGAGCACUGCCCCCGUGCCUGGGGGGUGCUCUAGGGGGGGCUGGGCUGCACUCAUCCCCCACACACUCAGGGGCAGCCCCAGGGGAGGUGGCAGGGAGGGGGCAGCUGGUGCUGACUGUGCAGAGGGGUGGUGGUUGGCACCUUGGCCCUCGCUGUGCUGUUCUGCACUAACACCACUUCCCAGUCGCGUGCCCUUGGAGCAGAGCUGCCCCCCCCUGCUGGAGCUGUCACUGUGGGGGACCAUGGGAGCAGCCAGUGGGAAGGGGACUUCUGGGGGCUCUGCCCAGCGCUGGGGGGUGCAGGGGGAGCCGUGGCUGCCGUUACUUUUCCUCUGUUGAGUCAUUGAGCUGUACUGUUCCCUUUUUUUUUUUUUUCUGUUGUCUGUCACUUGAGGAGUGUUGUAAAUAAAAACCUGGUGUCCUUUUG
Calypte anna (Anna's hummingbird) is the source of this 1450-nucleotide messenger RNA. RefSeq names its product MAPK regulated corepressor interacting protein 1 (gene MCRIP1). NCBI's taxonomy places the organism in Eukaryota, Metazoa, Chordata, Aves, Apodiformes, Trochilidae. Bases 125 to 415 code for a protein of 96 amino acids. The transcript has 5 exons. The record is from RefSeq and is a predicted model, not a curated record.